Molecule: messenger RNA, 7915 nt
Organism: Ylistrum balloti
Lineage: Eukaryota; Metazoa; Mollusca; Bivalvia; Pectinida; Pectinidae
Product: ER membrane protein complex subunit 1-like
Exons: 25
Coding region: 1-2928 (975 amino acids)
Biological process (GO): protein folding in endoplasmic reticulum
Cellular component (GO): EMC complex
Molecular function (GO): protein binding
Source: RefSeq, a predicted model, not a curated record
AUGACCGGUGAAAAGAUGCUCGUUAUUUUUCUGACAAUUCUUAAUUGUGUAGCUGUUUAUGGUUUAUAUGAGGACCAGGCUGGUAAAUUUGAUUGGAGACAGCAAUAUGUUGGACGCAUCGACCAUCUGUUUUGGGACCAGUCCAUUACUUUGGGUAAAAGGAUUUUAGUAGCAACAGACCAGCAUAUUGUGGCAGCUAUCCACAGUCAUAACGGAAGCAUUGCAUGGAGGAAGAUCCAGGAAGAUGAUGACAGAGGAGUGAUAGAUGCCAUCGAUCAUCAAAAUAAUGCGCUUGUAACUAUCAGCGGGAAGGGCAGAUUUGUCAGAAGUUGGCAACCUAGCAGUGGCUCCCUCUACUGGGAAGUUGAAACAUUUAAAUCUAGUGAACCAGGCACCAGUGGAGAUGUAAGAAUUUACAGUAAAGAUGAAGUAUUGGCGUUAACACCGACGGGAGUGUACAAGUUCAACCUACAUAAUGGCAAGGAGAAAUGGAACCUACAACUACCUACAAAAGACAACGUGGUGUUUGACAGACUUGUUUUACAUGGGAGUAACUUACAUGCUGUUGGUCGAUCAGUUGGUGCUCAUGUGAUGGUGGUAUCUGCUGACAUAGAGGGCACUCUAAAACAACAGCGAUCUGUACCUGCUGCUUGGAUAAAGGAUGAUACAGACUGUGAAACUCUAGAUGUUGGAGUCAUGCUUUGUUACGAUGACGUUUCAUCGAACCUUCAGUUGCUGAACUUAGAGUCUGGUCAGGUGUUUGUGGAGGUUGAGUUACAGGAGCUGAGAUUAUCAGCUGAAGGGAAAGCUGUCUCACUGGAGAAAAUCAGACUCCAUACUUCUGAUCAUAGCAAAUCUCAUCUGCUUCUCCGUCUGGGAAAGGACCAUAUGGCUCUUCUCAAAGUCAGCAAGGAUCAAAUUCAGGUGGUGAAGGAUCUCCCCAAGGUGUCAGCUGCCUAUGUGUCUAAAGUGGAGGAUCUGGAUAUCCUGUUGACACUCCAGAGAGCAUCUAAACAGAGUGUACUUCUUGUGGGAUAUGAUCUAGCAUCUGGUGGAGAGAUUACAGAAUUGUCACAAAGUAUUUUGUUUCCUUCCAGCCAUGGUCUGCCUAUCAUGCUGGAUGCUGUUGUGGUGAAGAAGAAUGGCCGCUUGGCAUACAAAGCUGUGGUGAGGUCUGAGGAUCAGUCCCUUCAACUUGUCCAAAAGACUGGGAGAGUGUCCUGGAAGAGAGAGGAAGCUUUGGCCUCAGUUCUGGCUGUAGAAAUGGUGGACUUCCCUGUGUCUGAAAACCAGGCAAAAUAUGAGGAUGAGUUUGGUGCUCAGAAAGAAGAUAUUAUCAGCAUGUUUGUGAAGAGGUUUACCACACAGUUUCAGCAGCUAAAAACUCUCGCCAUCCAGCAGCUACAAAAGUUACAGGGUCAUCGUCAUCACGGCAUCCUGGAGGCUGAUGCUAUUGAGGGAGAUGAAGAAGAAGAGGAGCUAACACGUGAUGAGUUCAAUAUCAAUAAGAUGAUUGUACUGGUUACUGGGGCUGGCAAAAUUUUUGGACUGAGAAGUACAAAUGGCCAUGUACAGUGGUCGGUUUACUUGCCUGAUUUGAUCGCCUUUAGGAGUAAUGACAAGGAAAAGAUAUUGUUGUUUGUACAAAGAACCACCGCCCAUUUUCCUAACCUUCCUCAGUGUGUUAUUAUAGGGAAGAAUAAGAGGACUGGUCAGGGCCUGCUAUAUGCUUUUAACCCCAUCAGUGGUCAGCCUGUUGGAGAUGUCCCAUAUGGAGGACUGAACCUCGAUUACAAUGUCAGACAAGCCUUUAUGAUCGGUGAAGUAGAUGAUCAUUUUCUUCGUGGGAUCGUUUUCCUGGAUGAUAAUCAUCAGAUCCAUACCUACCCUGAAGCAUUCAUGUCUGUUGCCAUGGAUAUCCUCCCUAGUAUAUUUAUGUACACUGCUGAUUCCAACACAGGCUAUUUGAAAGGCUUUAAAGCCAGGUUAAGGAAUAAGGAUAUCGUUGCUGACAAUGUGUGGAGUAUCAACCUGCAGAAAAAACAGCAGACAAUCACAAACGUAGUGGGGAAAAGGGUUCUGGAACAAGUCCACUCUCAAGGACGUGUGUUGGGAGACAGAAGUGUUUUGUAUAAAUACAUUAACCCCAACCUGGUGGUAGUGACUACAGAAGGGGAGGAGUCCUCCAGUCUCACUAAAGGUUCCAGCAAUUUUGUGAAUAUCUACCUGAUUGAUAGUAUAACCGGUCACAUUGUGUUCCAUGCUGGUCAUAAGAAAGCUAGAGGUCCAGUUAAUGUGGUGCAUGUAGAGAACUGGGUCGUGUAUGAUUACUUCAACCAGAAGGCACGUCGUCAUGAAAUAGCAGUGAUUGAAUUAUUCGAGGGAAAGGAACAAGGCAACUCCUCAGCUUUCUCCUCCUUCACGGCCCCACGAGAGCCACUUGUUCUACGUCAGUCCUACAUCAUGCCAGUCCACAUCACGACCAUGGAUGUCACAGUGACAGAAAAGGGCAUUACUAGUCGCAGUCUUCUGUUUGCCAUGACAGCAGGAAAAAUUUUGUCCCUACCGAAAGCACUUCUAGAUCCCAGGCGGCCAGUUAUUCCAUCUCCUGAAACAAUGGAGGAAGGUACCAUCCCCUACAUUCCCGAGAUUCCCAUUUCCACAGAGAUGAUGGUAAACUAUUACCAGAGUGUUGACAAGAUUAGGGGUAUACACAGCUCCCCUGCAGGACUCGAGUCAACCUCCCUCGUAUUUGUAUAUGGUCUAGAUCUGUUUUACACACGAGUGACGCCCUCACGAAUGUUUGAUGUUCUCAAAGAAGAUUUUGACUUUUAUUUUAUAUCCCUUGUCCUCUUAGGGAUGUUUCUAGUCACCUUUAUCACUCAAAAAUUAGCGUCUAGAAAGGCACUUAGUCGAGCUUGGAAGUGAUGAUAAUAAAUGUAGAGUUGUCAAAUCAAAUAGAAUUUUGUACCGUAGAUCUCUUUUUACCUAUUACAAACAAUCUUAUCAUUCUCCUGAAUACAUUAAUGCUCAUCUUCACGACAUCUUUGUGAUGAGACGAUAGGUAAAUGUUAUGUAUUAUGCUGUCUGCUUGAGAUAAUUUCCACACACUUGUGUAAUUUAUCUGUGGUAAGGAAAGUGGAGUAAAAGUUAAUUUGAGAUUUCACUUAUUCUGAAGCUGAAUCUGAUAUGACUUGUAUGUCAAAUUUGUUUAAAAAUGAUUGGGCUUAGUAACAUAUAAACAACAUAUGGCUUAUUUAAUAGAUAACUAAGUCUAAGGGCUUAUUUCACAGAUAACUAAGUCUAAGGGCUUAUUUCACAGAUAAUGAAGUCUAAGGGCUUAUUUCACAGAUAACUAAGUCUAAGGGCUUAUUUCACAGAUAACUAAGUCUAAGGGCUUAUUUCACAGAUAACUAAGUCUAAGGGCUUAUUUCACAGAUAACUAAGUCUAAGAGCUUAUUUCACAGAUAACUAAGUUGAAGGGCUCAUUUCACAGAUAACUAAGUCUAAGGGCUUAUUUCACAGAUAACUAAGUCUAAGGGCUUAUUUCACAGAUAACUAAGUCUAAGGGCUUAUUUCACAGAUAACUAAGUCAAAGGGCUUAUUUCACAGAUAAUUAAGUCUAAGGGCUUAUUUCACAGAUAACUAAGUCAAAGGGCUUAUUUCACAGAUUACUAAGUCUAAGAAAGGAACAACAAAAUAUAUCAAUUCACAUAUAAAUUGAAUGUAAAGGAGAUUUUUUUGUACAAUUUAUAAAACUGUUACACAGACUGCCUGAAGGCAUCCUGAUUAUUAAACAUUCCUUCACAGAUAAACUCAGCAUUUAGGAGACUUAUCUUAUGGAGAUAAUAGGUAACUUGGGUUAAAAUUAAAGGCAGACAUGGAUUGUAAAUUAUAUACAUUAAUUUUAGAAUAGUGCAGUAAAGAUUGUUCACAAAAAAGCCCUAACUAACUUUAACACUAAAAAUGAGGGGAAGGGGACUUUUUGAGUGUAAAUACUUUAAUCUACCAAGUGGCAUGAACGUGAAUUGAUGUACCAGCAGUAAUCUGGUAUCUUGGAAGGCUUAUUGCCUUGUCUAAUUGAUCUAUAUAUACACUAAAGGUACCUCAAGUUAAUGUGUUCCUAAUAUACAGUGCUAAUUGUCAGAAUUUAAAGGUAUAUUAUACUUCACCGGAAUGUCGGUUUUACUGUUUCUUUGGAUUAGAUAACAAAUUUACUCUUUUUAUUUUUCUCAUGUGUUAUUUCCUCUGUGUUUUUUGUUGCUGGCUAGCCUAGACCACAUGUCAGAGUUUCGAUAUAUCUGUUUCAGGAUCAAUUAUUAAGCAAUAUGAUUACGAUUUCUGACUUCACUCACCAUAACCCUUACUGCCUCUUUAUAGACUCUCUUUACUGACAUUACAACACUGUCCAAGAAUUCUUGUAACAUAUUUAUCUAGUAAAACAUCAGUGUCUUGUAAUUAGUUCAUUCAUUUAGAAUUAUAUUGUUCCAAUUAACUAUAAUAUUAAUAAUAAUAAUAAACCUUCUUUAUUAAGGAAGAAACAUGUUUAGCCUAAUCUUCCACAUCUUAGUAACUACAAAUGCAUGCUAUUUCACUAUCCUAUAAUGCGCCUACCUCUGACUUUCAGUAAGGUAGGGUGGUCCCUCGGAUUAUUGCAGGAUAAAUACAGUUUAUUGUGUGGCAGAUGGUCAGUGUGCGGGAGAUGGUCAGUGUGUGGGAGACGUGGCCAGGACUAGCGAGGGAUAAAAAUACAAACAUCAAGCACUGCCUCUAUUUUAAAGUAUUCUAUUAUACAUGAUAAAUGAUUUACAAGGAUGCAUUUUUGAUCAGAAAUCUUUUUUUUAACUAGUCGAAGUGUGAACAUUUAGUUUUGAUUUUUACAUCAUUUACACCAUUUUAAUAAAAUCUGGUGCUGUUUGAUUGAUGUGCUUUACUUUUGUAAGCAGUUUAAGUAUUGCCUAGUAAUACAAACUUAGACAGAGUUAGAUACUGCCUAGUACAGAUAGUCUUUUCCACUCUAACUGCAGAACUACAAAGGGGGCUAAGAAAUUCUAAGAUACUGGUAUGUCAGUCCCUCUCGACAUGCAUAAAAUAUAGUGUGUUAAGUAUAGUGUGAGUGUUACUAAUGACAUGCGUUUGAGAUUUAAAGAUCACUGUUGCAUGGUAAGAGUUCCUGACUGUAUGUUUAUUACGGAGGUGGAAAGAAAAGGUAAAUGUGCAAUGAUAGAGUAAGUGUUCAUAAAUAACUUAUAUUAUAGGUAUGUAGUUCUGUAUGACAUCUUUGGUGAGUUCUGUGCAAGAUGAAUAAAUUGUAUGUAAAUGUAUACAGGAAAUUGAAGAAUUUUAUUCUCAAAGAUACUUUACAAUAAGAACGUGUACAGAUAUUGGGUCGUAACCUAAAUGGGGGUGGCGAUAGCUGACGUAGGUAAGACGUUUGGCCUAUGUAACCUCGGGAUCGGGGAAGAUCUGAGGUGUAUUUUCAAAGCUCCUUACUUAUGUUUGUGUCCUUGGACAAGACAUUUACCUUAAUUACUCUGGAAAGUAUGCAAUGGGCCUCCUGUAUGUUGUUCAGUGAGGUAGCCACCAGUUACUACAAGGAGACCCCACCUCAGAAUGACUUUGGCUGUUCCAGGGGCAAUAAACCUAGCAUACAAAACAGCGUAGAUAAAUACCUUUGAUUGAUGCCUCAACCCAUUUUAUGUAUAGUCUUAUUGUAACGUGUGAUUUGUGAUUGAUCUAUAUAAGGAUGUCUUUUGUGACUGUGAAGUGUGUAUCUUUGUUAUAUGUAUACUUGUGAAAAACCAUUACAUGUUCAUAAUAUACUUUUUAGAAUUACCAUAAGAAUUAUUUAUGUUUAUUACGAGUUCUAAGACUCUCAUAUUGUUUUUGACAAAUUGAUAAUCUAACAAUCUAACACUUCACCAUGUUUAUUCUGAUCGAUUGAUAUUAACAAUCAAAUUUUACAGAUGUUGCGUAUCUUCAGAUUAGGUUAUCUAACUAAGAUUUGACACGUACAGGUAUGUGAUAUAUGCUUAAAGCUUUGGGCUAUAUACACUUCAACACGCCAGUUAAGGUCUCUUAAAUAAUGAUCAAGUAGAAAAAUAGUCCCCGUUAUAAAAAGUAAUCGUUGACCAUUAACUUUUUUUAUUGCUCAUGAUAAGGAUGAUUUAAUCAUGAGUACUCACUAAUAUAUGUAAAUUGUAUUCUACACAAAUCAAUUGUGUGAAUUUGGAUUAGGUAAAUACAAAUGUAAUGAUGAUUGACAAAGGUAUGAGAGGGAUAUUUGUGUGUUCAUCAAUCACAUGAAUAGUGAAUUUGUUUUAUUAUUCAAUUAAUCAACAAGUUGACAUAGAAAAUGAAUUCUCAGUACCUAGAUCUAUCAAGCAAAGUUGGCCCUAGAAAAUUAAAACAUUAUCAAAAACAGUCACUGCAAAUAACUAUGUGUAUAUGCUGUAUCAUGUAUUAGGUGACGACAUCAAUUGGGAAGGGAGACAUUACAUUUCUAUGUGUGCCUGUAUCGCAUUGGUGAGUAUGUAAUACAAAAACAGUGAGCCUGGGUGUAUUGCCCUGGACACACCAGUACUACACAGGUAGAAAUGAGAGAAAAUGAGAUUUAUUUUUAUUGGUAUAUAAUCUUGGUUAUUGAAAAUGUAAGGAAAAUCCAUCUAAAUUGUGUCAGUUGAAUUUACUAUUGCAUCAUGUUUUCUCCUCUAGAAUGAUCUCAAAGUGUUAUUACAGGAGGUAUACUUCACAUGUAGGACUCAUUUACCAGAUAAUCGAUAAAGGAAUCAAUCAUUCCUCUCAUUUUAAUGGCCAGAUGAUGAAAUAUUUCAGCAUUUUGACAGCAGCGUUUCCGACAUAAUACAUAUGUAAACACAACCUGCCCUGUCCUUGGCAUUAAAUGAAAACAUUGUUACUCCUAAAUAUGAAAUCAUGUGUUGAAAUAUGUACAUAGGGAGGUUGAGAUAUUUCAACCAAUACCAGGUACAUGGAUGUAAAGCUGGUUAAUUGGUAUGUAAGUGGAGAGAUGUAAAAUGAUAAUAAUACACAAAAAGUUACUUUCUAUGGAAAACUAAUGUGACCUGCUAACUGGUUUAUGCGAAUGCUUAAAGCAAAUGGCUUCGUGUGAAAUCUGUUGAUCUGAAAGUAGUUUUGUUGGGAAUAAUUAAACUGGAAAGUUUUUACAAUGCAUCAUCGGUUUGCACAGUAUAGUAGAAAAACUUUCAGCAUCUCAAAUUACUGAGGCCUAAUUCAUAAAAAAUACUUCAGAUUCAGCUUUUUGUUUAAGCAUUAAAAGCAGUGUAUUCAAUUAUAUAGUGUCCAAAAAAUUAACAAAUUGCAACAACAGCAUUAACAGUUGUGUAUGACAACAUAAUCAAGUUACACCUGUAUUACUUCAAAAACACAUUAGGGUGUUCUUUAAACAUUAGUUUAAGAAAGGUUAAUGUGAAAACAGUUACACAUUUUCUCUUCUGAAGUAAAAUAUAUUUACAAACCCAUUACAAUAUUACAAACAAUCGUGGCUGAAGACAGUUAAAGUUAAACAUCAAAUUUCAUGCCAUGAAACAACCAGAUUGCAACUUUGAAGAAUUCACCCUACUGAUCUCAUUUAAAGCAGAUUGGUUUUUUUUACUGGUGAUUGAUGUGAAAUUUAAGUUGAUGUGUAAGAAAGGUUGGAUGAGUAAUUUCUUUUCUCUCUAUUUAUGCAGAUGUUUUUUGAAAAAAUUGUGUGUUUGUUUUAACUGGUUUUUUUUUUCUGAUAAGCACAUGUUCACAAUUGAGAAGUGGAAGAGAAUGAAAGUUGAUGCUGUGAGUAUAUAAACAGAAUGUAUGUAGAAUACAAAGUAUCCAGAACCCAUUCCAUGUUUACCAGGUUGUAUUGUGGUAAAUAAAAUGAACUCACUGAUAAAAUCUA